Messenger RNA from Rosa rugosa (rugosa rose), 767 nucleotides. RefSeq lists its product as uncharacterized. Gene Ontology annotation, molecular function: hexosyltransferase activity. Bases 170 to 706 code for a protein of 178 amino acids. Gene Ontology annotation, biological process: dolichol-linked oligosaccharide biosynthetic process. The transcript is spliced from 4 exons. The record is from RefSeq and is a predicted model, not a curated record. Lineage: Eukaryota; Viridiplantae; Streptophyta; Magnoliopsida; Rosales; Rosaceae. Gene Ontology annotation, cellular component: UDP-N-acetylglucosamine transferase complex; extrinsic component of endoplasmic reticulum membrane.
CCCAACUUAAAAAUGGAGCCCCAUUCCUGUAACCGUUUUCAACAACCUUUUCCUCUAGUUAUUCAUCUUGCCUCUAAAGUCUAAAACAAAACAGAGGACGAUUAAGAUUGCGUUUCAGGUCCAAAGCUUUCUAACCAGUAUUAGUUUGUGAAACCUAGACGUAUUGUAGAUGGGAGAUACUGAGGUUACAAUGAAGUCUAAGAAGACGGUUUUUGUAACUGUUGGAACUACUAGUUUUGAUGCUCUAGUGAAAGCGGUGGACACACGAGAGGUUAAAGAAGAGCUGUCAAGAAGAGGGUACACCGAGAUUCUCAUUCAAAUGGGCCGUGGCUCCUAUAUUCCCUCAAAGUCUGACGGAGGUGAUGACUCCAUUGCGGUAGAUUACUUCACUUUUUCAUCAAGCAUUGCAGACUAUCUGAGAGCAGCAUCUCUCGUCAUUAGCCAUGCAGGGUCAGGGAGCAUAUUUGAGACAUUGCGGCUUGGGAAGCCUUUAAUUGUGGUGGUUAAUGAAGAUUUGAUGGACAACCAUCAAAGUGAGUUGGCAGAAGAACUAGCAGACAGGAAGCAUCUGUACUAUGCUCGCCCAAAGACACUUCAACACAUUAUAGCAGAUAUGAAAGUGGAGUCCCUCAUUCCAUACCAUCCAGGUGAUGCCACACCAGUCGCCAAGCUUAUCAAUAGGUUUCUUGGUUUUUCAGAGGAUUGAUAGAAGUGUAUGAUUUUGUUACUUGAACCGAAUAUAUCCAUAAGAUAUUAACUUUGCAUAA